CCGCAUGGACAGCAGUAAUUCGUAGCCAUGGCCUACACGUUCCGGAUCCACUGCCGCGCCUCCGACGACCUCAGCCUCGCCCUCGUCGACGGCGAAGUCGUCCUCGCCGCCGCCGACCCCAGCGACGACCGCCAGGCAGGGCUACCUUCCAUCGUCUGCUUCCUCCCCUUUCCUGUGUGCUACAGUCCUACUCCUGUGUGACCUUUAUGCAUUCUCCCCACGUUCGAUGCAGCUCUGGCAGAAGGACGUGAUGUACGCCGGCGGCGUCAAGGUCCUCAAGGACGAGGCCGGCAACCCGGCGUUCGCUCUGGUCAACAAGGCCACCGGAGACGCGCUGAAGCACUCCCUCGGCUACAAUCUGCCCGUCAGAGCCAUCCGGUUCAACCCGGGGUACCUCGACGAGUCGGUCCUGUGGGCGGAGACCGGCGACGUGGGCGGAGGCUACCGGCUAAUCCACAUGGUCAAUAACAUGGAUUACAUAUUCGACGCAGAGAAGGCGACCCCGCAGUUCGGCGGCGCGCGCGACGGCACGCGGCUCAUCCUCUUCCGCUGGAACCGCGGCCACAACCAGCUCUGGCGGAUCUCUGACGCGCCGGCUGGCCGCGGACCGCCGGUGCGGGUCUCGUGCGAGUGCAACAACGAGCUGAGUCUCGCCAUCCGCGACGGCGCCGCCGUCCUCGCGCGCACCGACCUGGACGACGACACACAGGCUUGGGUGCAGAGCUUCCGGAACACCGGGCGCGUGACGGACUCGGAGGGGCGCAGCUCGUUCGCGCUGGUGAACAAGUCCACCGGGAAGGCGCUGAGGCGCUCCCACGGCGACCAGAAGGUUGAAGUCGUCAGCUACAGCCUGGACUCGGUGGACGUCGCGCUGCUGUGGACGACGAGCGGCGAUCUUAGGGAAGGGUCCCAUUGCAUCCGCAGCGUCAGCAACCUCGGGUACGUCCUCGAUGCGUCGGAGGGCGAGACCACCGGGGCGCAUGAUGGGACGCCCGUCAUCUCGUUCCAGUCCCACAGCGGCGCAAAUCAGAAGUGGAAGACGACGCCGUUUCCUUACCUGGCUUUCCUAUCCGUUCUCGGGAACUGCUAGCUGCUGCCUUGCCUGUGUCUCGUCUGCAGAUGAGAGCCAUCUAAAUUUUUGCUUAUGUUUAUGGUUCAGUGCAUCUGAUUAAGCUUUGCUUGAUGACCACUUUAACA
Triticum aestivum (bread wheat) is the source of this 1197-nucleotide messenger RNA. RefSeq names its product ricin B-like lectin R40C1. Bases 227 to 1090 code for a protein of 287 amino acids. The transcript is spliced from 2 exons. The record is from RefSeq and is a predicted model, not a curated record. Lineage: Eukaryota; Viridiplantae; Streptophyta; Magnoliopsida; Poales; Poaceae.